AUGUUGCGAAGUACCACUUUCAUCGUCAACAAUUUGGUACCGCCUUUGCUCCCGGGUAGCGACUUGCGCAUCAACACUUGUACCCUGGCUGGUAUCCAUGUAGGAUCGCCCCCGUGGAAAACGCCACGAUCCCAGGUGCUUUCCCACGGCUGGGGGACUGGCACCCUUGCUUCUCGAUGCCGGCGUACUGAUCCCGGCCCUUUGGGCCCUGGCUCGGGAGUCAACCGGGCUCAUGUAGAGACAAUCUUUGCUCGUACCUCCUCAACGAGUGAGCUUCGACAGAUUGAGGUUCACGUUAAGGUCUGGAGCUGGAUCUGGUUCAAUCUGGGCUACGCAGAGAAGCACAACACGAGCAUGGUCUUGGUAUCAUCGACUGUGGAGAGUGGAGAUUGCGGCAGAGCACCUGGUAUUCACCUGGUAAGCAAAACACCCUAUAUCGAAACGGCCGAAGCGUAUGUUAAGACGGGAAAAGACCCCAUCUCUAGAUGA
Colletotrichum acutatum is the source of this 489-nucleotide messenger RNA. RefSeq lists its product as uncharacterized. The coding region runs from base 1 to 489 and encodes 162 amino acids. The transcript has 4 exons. The record is from RefSeq and is a predicted model, not a curated record. NCBI's taxonomy places the organism in Eukaryota, Fungi, Ascomycota, Sordariomycetes, Glomerellales, Glomerellaceae.